Mytilus trossulus (common blue mussel) is the source of this 1401-nucleotide messenger RNA. Its product is annotated as tRNA (cytosine(72)-C(5))-methyltransferase NSUN6-like. The coding region runs from base 17 to 1390 and encodes 457 amino acids. The record is from RefSeq and is a predicted model, not a curated record. The transcript is spliced from 11 exons. Lineage: Eukaryota; Metazoa; Mollusca; Bivalvia; Mytilida; Mytilidae. Gene Ontology annotation, molecular function: RNA binding; RNA methyltransferase activity. Gene Ontology annotation, biological process: RNA methylation.
UUUGAAAAUCACGAUCAUGGAAAAAGAAAAUAUGCAACCUCAGUUGCUUGUAUUGUUAAACGAAGAUGUUAAUUCCUAUUUAAGAGACAAUUAUUUAACUUCAAAUAUGAUUUCUGCUGAGGGUGAUCGUGGUGAUGACAGAUUUGAACAUUUAUUAUUAAGACUAGGCUGUCCACCUCUGUUUACAACAUUACGUAUCAAUACACUUAUUCAUGAGACAAGCACAGUCAUUACUUCCCUUAGAAAGGAAAUAGAAAAGAAUUACAGAUUACGAGGAUUAGACAUGCCAGAUAUAUCCCUCCAUCCUGUUCUUCAUGAUAUAAUAGUUAUAAAAAACAAUGGACCAGUGCACAGAGAAAAGGUUAAGAAAGAAGUGAUUGUAGAUUUACUAUGUGGUAUGGCUGUGCUGAGAGGAGCUGAUGUGUUUGUACAGGGUAUAUUAGGAUGCCCCUCAGGUACCAGAGCAGAAGACAGAGUAUCAGUGUUUGCUGAUUUAGAUGGUAAAUGUUUACGAGGACUAACUAAACCAUAUGAAGGACAGAAAUUAUUUGUUGGUAAUGGAAUUGUGAAAUAUUCAAGAGAAGAAGUUUACUGCAAUGAACAACCACUUAGUGGUAUAGGUGUGUUAAUGACAGAACCACUGUAUGAAGCCCCUAGUUUAAGUGGAACAUGUGUCAAUAUGAUAUUUCCUCAAAAUUUACCUUCAAUUGUAUGCAGUCAUAUACUUGAUCCACAACCAGGGGAGACAAUUCUUGACAUGUGUGCUGCUCCAGGUGGAAAAACAACUCAUUUAGCUGUGUUAAUGAAAAAUAAGGGGAGACUAGUGGCAAUAGAUAAAACUGUACAGAAAAUUGAAAAGAUACAGACACAUGCUAAAGAAUGGGAUAUAGAUAUGAUUGAGAUAUAUCCAUAUGAUUCCACAAAGAUGGUGGACAAGGAGGCAGAUACUUUUGGUGGACCUCCUUUUCCAAAAGAAACUUUUGAUAGGAUUUUAUUAGAUGGACCAUGUAGUGCAUUAGGACAGAGACCAUCUAUAAGAAAUAAAAUGUCAUUAAAUAGCUUAAAAUCUUAUUCUACCUAUCAGAGAAAAUUACUAAAAGCUGCAGAUCAGCUUUUAAAACCUGGUGGAACAUUGGUGUACAGUACAUGUACAUUUAACCAAGAAGAAAAUGAAAAACAAGUUGUUUGGGCAUUGAAGACAUUUCCUGAGUUAUCUCUAGAACCACAGGUACCACAUUUAGGACAGAUAGGACAAGUAUGUGAAGGUCUGACUGAUGACCAAAGACAAAAGCUUCAGUUUUAUGAUCCCGGUGCCUUUUCCUCACAGCUAUCUGUUGAUAAUGACACUAUAGGAUUUUUUAUUGCAAAAUUUAAGAAAAUAAAUAAAUGAAUUACAAAUUG